Molecule: messenger RNA, 1324 nt
Organism: Anoplophora glabripennis (Asian longhorned beetle)
Lineage: Eukaryota; Metazoa; Arthropoda; Insecta; Coleoptera; Cerambycidae
Gene: Coprox
Product: oxygen-dependent coproporphyrinogen-III oxidase
Exons: 4
Coding region: 109-1257 (382 amino acids)
Cellular component (GO): mitochondrial intermembrane space; cytoplasm
Molecular function (GO): coproporphyrinogen oxidase activity
Source: RefSeq, a predicted model, not a curated record
CAGCUGAUUUGUGGCUUACCAUGACCGAGUAGAGUUGAGUUUAAUACAAAUUUUUCAUAUUAUUUUUUAAGUUUUACUUCAAAGACACUAUUUUAUCAGUAUUUUAAAAUGUUGUUUAAAGUUUUUAUACAGAACUGCUCACUGAUUUAUUAUCAACGACAACGUGAGUUGUCGAAAUUAAGGAAAUAUGGCACAGUGUUUACCGGUGCCCUUGCUUUCUUUUCUGCAAAAAAGACUAUCGACACUUCACAAUUUAUGGCCUUACCUAUUACUAACCUGGAAAAGCUCUCUUCCUCGCCUGAGGACAUGAAAACAAAAGUGGAACUGAUGAUUUUAAAGGUGCAGUCAGAGGUUUGCAGGGCACUAGAGGCCGAAGAGGAUUGCAACAAAUUUAUCAUAGAUCGGUGGGAGCGAACAGAGGGUGGUGGCGGCAUAACAUGCGUCCUCCAAGACGGAAAAGUAUUUGAGAAAGCAGGAGUAAACAUCUCCGUGGUCUCUGGAAACUUACCUCCUGGAGCGGCGGCACAGAUGCGCUCCCGAGGCAAAAAAUUAGAAGGACAACAUUUACCUUUCUUUGCUGCAGGAAUAAGUGCAGUAAUACACCCGUGGAACCCGUUGGUGCCAACGAUUCACUUCAACUAUCGAUACUUCGAGGUUAAAAGUGGCGACGAGGUACAAUGGUGGUUUGGGGGUGGUACCGACUUAACCCCAUAUUAUUUGAACAAGGCGGAUGCCAUACAUUUCCAUAAGACGCUUAAAGAGGCCUGUGAUAAGCACGACAAAGGCUAUUACCCUAGGUUUAAGAAGUGGUGCGACGAUUACUUCAACAUUCCUCACAGGGGUGAAAGGAGAGGGAUCGGGGGCAUAUUUUUUGACGAUUUAGACACCCCUUCACAAGACGAGUGCUUCGCUUUCGUCACGGACUGUGCCAACGCCGUUAUUCCUUGUUAUAUUCCGCUGGUGCAACGCCACAAAAUCGCGACAUACACCAAGGUAGAGAGGGAGUGGCAACUGCUGCGACGCGGACGGUAUGUGGAAUUCAACUUGAUAUACGACAGGGGCACCAAGUUUGGUUUGUACACCCCUGGGGCUCGGUUCGAGAGCAUUUUGAUGUCCUUGCCGCUUUACGCUAAAUGGGAGUACAUGCAUAGUCCUCCAAGUGAAACACCUGAGGGUAAGCUUUUAGAGGUGUUGAAGAACCCGAAGGAUUGGGUCGACUGUACCUGCGAAGAUGAAAAAAAAGUCGAAGAUUUGUGAUUUACAAUUCUAUUCUUUUAAUGUUAUGAGUUUACACAUGUAAAUAUAUUUACAGAGUUGUAAUUAA